Gadus chalcogrammus (walleye pollock) is the source of this 4902-nucleotide messenger RNA. RefSeq names its product SECIS binding protein 2-like (gene secisbp2l). Gene Ontology annotation, molecular function: mRNA 3'-UTR binding; ribonucleoprotein complex binding; selenocysteine insertion sequence binding. The transcript is spliced from 18 exons. Gene Ontology annotation, cellular component: ribonucleoprotein complex. The record is from RefSeq and is a predicted model, not a curated record. The coding region runs from base 198 to 3650 and encodes 1150 amino acids. Gene Ontology annotation, biological process: selenocysteine incorporation. NCBI's taxonomy places the organism in Eukaryota, Metazoa, Chordata, Actinopteri, Gadiformes, Gadidae.
AGCUACGAGGAGCUAGUGUCCAGAGAGCAGCUAGCGCUGCAGCACGGAGAAGCUGGAGCGGCUUGCGGUCUGGGAACAACUGGGUGUGAAUCGCAGUUCAGACGCGUCCCGUUUGUAUAAUGAAGAAAAUAAAAGGAUUUACAUCCUGACGUCCACGUCGUGGUCAAUGAGGGUCUGUCGUGGCAUCGCUGAAUGACAUGGAUGCAAGUGACAACAAGGAUGUAAAACUAUCGGCAGAAGUGGAACCGUUCAUCCCACAGAGGAAAGGUGUGGAAGGGCACUUGGUCAGAAUGAGUCUCCCUGGAGAGUCUGGGGGCAACAACAACAACAACAUCAGCAGCAGCAACAACAACAACGGCGGUGGUGGUGGAGGCGGAGGCGGAGGAGGAGGAGGAGGAGUCGAGACAACCCCCAUCCCCAGCUACCUCAUCACCUGUUACCCCUUCGUCCAGGAGAACCAGCCCAACAGGCAGCACACGGCGAUGUACAACGGAGGAGAGCUGCGCUGGCAGCAGCCCAACCCCAACCCCGGUGGGCCGUACCUGGCCUACCCCAUCAUGCCCUCCCCUCAGCCGCCGGUCUCCAACGACUACGCCUACUACCAGAUCAUGCCCGCACCGUGUCCGCCCGUCAUGGGCUUCUAUCAGUCCUUCCCCGGACCCUACCCCGGGUCCGUGCAGGCCGGGGUGGUGAACCCCGUCUCCGCGGCUGACGUCGGCGAGAGACCACAUUUCGGACAAGCCUUUGGACUGACCAAUCAGAGAGGACGGGCUCUGAUCCGGCCCCCUCUGCUGCCCAAGCAGCAGCAGCAGCAGCAGCAGCAGCAGCAGCAGCAGCAGCAGCAGCAGCAGCUGGGGGCGUGCCACCCUCUCCGGGGCCGGCGCCCCCCCACCAGGAGUGUAGCGGUGCAGAAGGAGGUGUGCGGGGCCCCGGGGCCCAACGCUAGAGCCAGGACGGUCCUGCUGGUGGACGCAGCGCAGCAGACCGACUUCCCCGGGGAGGUGGCCAUGCGAGCGGGCGCGGAGCACGGCAGCCCCCUGCUGUGGAAGAGCCGGCCCAAGAGGAGGCAGGGGUCCAACGGGGGGGCGGAGGGCUACAGCGAGCAGGGGGGCGGCGGGGGAGAGGUGGACGUCGACAGCGACAGCGGCUAUUGCAGCCCCAAGCACAACCAGACGGCCGCCCAGCACGCCGCCAUGGGCACGCCAGCGUCCACGGGAGUAGAAGCAGGUGUGAUGACAGCAGGGAGCUGGGUGAAUGUUGCCCCCCAGGCAGCCCAGAAGCCCUGGGGGGAGAGGAAUGGCCCCUACCACAGAGGAGACCAGAGGAAGCCCCCUGACCAGAGAGGCUUCCCACAGGAUUUCCAUGUCGGAGGCUACGCUGGCCGCCUGCAGCACAACCUGAACGCCAACCCCACAGACAAGAGGCUGUUGCCCGGAGGGGCCCCCGGGUCCCAGGCCGCUCCCGAACCCCUGUACUUUGAGGAUGAGGAUGAGUUUCCGGAGCUGGCCCCAAGCGGGUUGGCCCAGCGCAACGCCAAGGCGGAUUCCAACACGGGGCCGACGCAGACACAAGCCAAGAUCCACAAGAACCUGCUGGACAACCUGCCGGAGAACUCCCCCAUGAACAUCGUGCAGACGCCCAUCCCCAUCACCACCUCGGUGCCCAAGCGGGCCAAGAGCCAGAGGAAGAAGGCGCUGGCGGCCGCCCUGGCCACGGCCCAGGAGUACUCCGAGAUUAGCAUGGAGCAGCGCAAACUACAGGAGGCGCUGACCAAGGCGGCGGGCAAGAAGAGCAAGACCCCGGUGCAGCUGGACCUGGGAGACAUGCUGGCUGCGCUGGAGAAACACCAGCAGGCCAUGAAGGCCCGGCAGCUCACCAACACCAAGCCACUGUCCUUCACAGUGGGGACGACGGCCCCCUUCCACAGCUCGGGCCCCAGUGGUGUGCCGUCCGCGUCCAAGGGCCACCACCACCACCAGCAGCAGGCCGGGCCCCCCUCCCACAACGCCCUCGACUCCACCGCCCCCCGCGUCCGCAGGGGCAAGGAGCGAGAGAUGCCCAAGGUCAAGCGUCCCACGGCGCUCAAGAAGAUCAUCCUGAAGGAGCGCGAGGGGAAGAAGGGGAAGCCCAGCGUGGAGCCAGGGACCUCGGGCCCCGAGGGGCAGAACCCGGACGAGGAGCUCCACUUCACUGACGACCUCACGCAGGAGCCCGCCUCCCAAGAGGAGAACGGACUGAGCAUGCCCAGUGACGCCUCCCUGUCACCGGCGAGUCAGAACUCUCCGUACAGCAUCACGCCCGUGUCCCAGGGCUCCCCCGCCAGCUCUGGCAUCGGCAGCCCUAUGGCGUCCAACGCCAUCACCAAGAUCCACAGCCGGCGCUUCAGAGAGUACUGCAACCAGGUGCUGAAUAAGGAGAUAGACGAGAGCGUGACCAUGCUGCUGCAGGAGCUGGUGCGCUUCCAGGAGCGCGUGUACCAGAAGGACCCCACCAAGGCCAAGUCAAAGCGGCGGCUGGUCAUGGGCCUGCGGGAGGUCACUAAGCACAUGAAGCUCAGCAAGAUCAAGUGCGUCAUCAUCUCCCCCAACUGUGAGAAGAUCCAGGCCAAAGGUGGGCUGGAUGAAGCUCUGUACAACGUGAUCGCCAUGGCCAGGGAGCAGGAGAUCCCCUUCGUGUUCGCCCUGGGCCGGAAGGCUCUGGGGCGCUGCGUCAACAAGCUGGUGCCCGUCAGCGUGGUGGGCAUCUUCAACUUCUCGGGGGCCGAGGCCUUGUUCAACCAGCUGGUGUCCCUCACCGAGGAGGCCCGCAAGGCCUACAAGGACAUGGUGUCGGCCCUGGAGCAGGAGCAGGCUGAGGAGGCCCUGAAGAACGUCAAGAAGGUCCCCCACCACAUGGGCCACUCCCGCAACCCCUCCGCCGCCUCCGCCAUCUCCUUCUGCUCCGUCAUCUCCGAGCCCAUCUCUGAGGUCAACGAGAAGGAGUACGAGACCAACUGGAGGAGCAUGGUGGAGACGUCCGACGCCCAGGAGCCUGCCGUGGCUGAGCCUAGCCGCCUGGCCCCCGCCUCCACCUCCAACGCCGCCGCCGCCUCCCAGAAGGACCACCACAGCCCAGCCGCCGCCGCCAGCAGCACCACCACCACCACCACCACCAGCAGCCAGGUGGUGACCCAGGCGUCGCCCGCGCCCCAGCCCAGGGGGAGUGCGUCGAUGGCGGGCAGCGGCGGCGGCGGCGAGCGGGAGGAGGGCCGCGUGGACGACCGGCUGGAGCUGGCCUCUCAGCAGAGCACGGAGACGGGCUCCCUGGACGGCAGCUGCCGGGAGCAGCUGCACUCGUCCAUCACCUCCACCACCUCCACCCUGGUGCCGGGCAUGCUGGAGGAGGAGGACGAGGAGGAGGAGGAGGAGGAGGACUACACGCCGGAGCCCAUCUCGGUGGAGGUGCCGCCGCUGAGCAGCCGCAUCGAGUCCUGGGUCUCCAAGACCCUGGAGAACCUGCAGCUGGGAAAGGACCAGGACAGCACGGACGACGAGGACGAGGACGAGGAGGAGACGGCGGGACAGAGCGAGGAGGAGAUCGAGUCGGCCGACCUCCCGGAUGAGCGGGCUGAAGGCGAGGAGCAGGCGGAGACCAAGAAGAAGGCGGGUUGAUCCCGCGACGACUCCUCCUUGUUCUUCUCUCGCUUCAGACUUUCCUUUUUAUCGGUUGAUUUUUAUUUGUCAGUUUUUUUUCGUUCAUCCGUUUCAUCCUCUUUCCGUCGUGUCCAGGGCGACUUCACCCCCGUCUCCAGACACCCAGACAUUAUCUCAGGUAUAUCCAGCGAACCCACCGCGUGUGUCCGCUCCACACGGACACACACACCCCCUCCACCACCGCACGCAGCAGGCUGAGGUUCUACAGAGAGACAGAGGGGCAGCCCAACCCAAACCUAAGACAGUCACAAAUACACAACCCAACACCUUCGUUCUUCUCCUUUUGUUUUGAUUCCCUUUCUUUUUCUGAUCUGCGAAUACCUGAUUUUGCCCUAUUUUCGUUUUCUUCUGUUUCUUUUUUCCAACACGUGCGUCUCUUAAGAGGAACUGGCCCACUGCCUGUUUACACUUGAAUCAGAGGAUUACCGAGAGGAGAGAGAGAGAGCGAGAGAGACGGUAGGCUCCACGGACGGGGACCCGGGCUCUGUCCCGGAUCCCUUCCUCUCUUCCACCCCUCAUGUGUCUCUCCCCUUCAGAGCACAGAGUUCACUACGUUUACGGUCUCUGUUUGCGUGUACGUGUGCAUAUAUAGCUGCGUGUGUGUGGGUCCAGUUUGUUUGUAGCUGGGCGCUAGCUGCUACGAGACCUAGCGUCCCGCCGUGUGGAUUAGCUUUAUGUUCUGACAAUAUGCAGUUCCAUCAUUUUUAUUUCUUUGACUUAUUUGCAGCUUCUUCACCCCCCCCCCCCCCCCUUUCUCAAGAAGGAAAGGAUAUCUAUGUGUGCACUAUUGCUGUGAUGCUUUUUAAUUCAGCAGGAUAUUAGCACUCGGGUUUUACUCAAGUGAAACUCACUCCCAUCUAGAAGUUGUCCUUUUUUUUUUAUCGUUUUGUUUUCAUUAAUAUGUUACAUAAACAAACAAGUCAAUUUGACCCACUAAUGGUUCAAGAUGCUUGUAUGUGUAUAUAAAAUGACCUGUAGUGUCUGCUCUAUUUGGCCGUGCCUGGUGUGAAAUGAUUCUUUGUUUUAGUGUGGAGUGGUGUUGCAAUCCGUCUGCAGUCUUGUCGUGUUUCCAUCUUGGGUUACUCUGCUCUGUCCCUAAUAAGACCUGCAGAGCAGAGGACACACACACACACACACACACACACACACACACACACACACACACACACACACACACACACACACACACACACACACACACACACACACA